AAUUCUUGUGGAGCAAAUUGCCAAAAUGUCCCAAGUGCGUGAAAGUGAAACUCCUGAAGAUAGGGUGGUCGAAACACUAUCUAGGUUGCCGCCCAAGUCUCUGAUGCGAUUCAAAUGCAUACGCAAGUCUUGGUGCACUCUCAUCAAUACUCCAAGUUUUGUUGCCAAACACCUCAACAAUUCUAUGAACAACAAACUAUCGACCUCCACUUGCAUCCUUCUCAACCGUUGUCAGAAUCGUGUUUUCCCGGAUAGAAGUUGGAAACCAGAAGUUUUCUGGUCCAUGAUUAAUCUUUCCAUUGAUAGUGAUGAUCACAACCUUCAUUAUGAUGUUGAGGACGUCAAUAUACCGUGUCCAUUGGAAGGCCAUGAUUUCGUAGAGAUUGGUGGCUAUUGCAAUGGGAUUGUCUGUGUACUAGCAUGGAAAACUCUUCAUUGGAUAUAUGUUAUUUUAUGCAAUCCUGCAACUGGGGAAUUUAGGCAACUUCCCCAUUCAUGCCUUCUUCAACCUUCCCGUUCUAGGAGAAAAUUUCAGUUGAACACGAUCUCUACAUUAUUGGGAUUUGGUUAUGAUUGCAAAGCUAAAGAAUACAAGGUCGUGCAAGUUAUUGAAAAUUGUGAGUAUUCAGAUGCUGAGCAAUACGAUUAUCAUCGUAUUGCUCUUCCUCACACGGCUGAGGUAUAUACCACGACUGCUAACUCUUGGAGAGAGAUCAAGAUUGAUAUAUCAAGUGAAACCUAUUGUUAUACUUGUUCAGUGUACUUGAAUGGAUUUUGUUAUUGGAUUGCAACCGAUGAAGAAAAUUUCAUACUUUCAUUUGAUUUAGGUGAAGAGAUAUUUCAUAGAAUACAAUUGCCUUCUAGAAGAGAAUCUGAUUUUCAGUUUUCUAAUCUUUUUCUGUGUAAUAAAUCGAUUGCUUCUUUUGGCUCUUGUUACAAUCCAAGUGAUGAGGAUUCUACAUUAUAUGAAAUAUGGGUAAUGGACGAUUAUGACGGAGUUAAAAGUUCAUGGACAAAACUCCUAACCUUUGGACCCUUAAAAGGCAUUGAAAAUCUAUUUACAUUUUGGAAAACAGAUGAGCUUCUUAUGGAAACCUCUGGUGGAACAGCUAGCUCUUAUAAUUCCAGUACCGGAAAUCUCAACUAUCUUCAUAUUCCUCCUAUUCUCAAUCAAGUUAGAGCUUUUAAAGCUCUAAUUUAUGUGGAAAGUAUUGUUCCAAUCAAGUGA
Pyrus x bretschneideri (Chinese white pear) is the source of this 1228-nucleotide messenger RNA. Its product is annotated as F-box/kelch-repeat protein At3g06240-like. Lineage: Eukaryota; Viridiplantae; Streptophyta; Magnoliopsida; Rosales; Rosaceae. The coding region runs from base 26 to 1228 and encodes 400 amino acids. The record is from RefSeq and is a predicted model, not a curated record. Gene Ontology annotation, molecular function: protein binding. The transcript has a single exon.